This is a messenger RNA of Aspergillus tanneri, 1356 nucleotides long. Its product is annotated as questin oxidase family protein. The record is from RefSeq and is a predicted model, not a curated record. The transcript has a single exon. Gene Ontology annotation, molecular function: oxidoreductase activity. Bases 1 to 1356 code for a protein of 451 amino acids. NCBI's taxonomy places the organism in Eukaryota, Fungi, Ascomycota, Eurotiomycetes, Eurotiales, Aspergillaceae.
AUGACAAACGCCUCGCAGCUUCACCUAUCCAACCUCCACCUCGGCAUCUGUCACAGCGAGGAUGUUCCCGAAGCAGCAGCCGUGGAAAUCACCAACCAGUUGCUUCAGCGGAACCACAACGAGCUGCACAUCUUCUUCCGAGAUAUGAACGGACACAACCACUUGGUGCAUAACCUCCUGACCCGGCUUGCGCUCGGGGCCUCGCCCGCCCAGCUGCAGACGGCCUACGACGACGACUUGCCCACCCAGAGGGCAAUCCCGCUGCGCGACGAGGAGGUAAUCCGUAAACUGGCGGACGAGGCGUAUUUCGCGGAACGGAUCACUCAGAUCAACCAGUACGCCAAUUUCCUUCGUUUCUUCGAACAUCAGAUUGACGCCAGAGGCUGGAAAGACGUCGUGCAACAGUACGUAUUCAGUCGCAGCCGGAUUGCCGAGAAGAUCCUACCUCUCAUGUAUGAUGGAGCUUACCACUCCAUCAUCCACCUGGGCCUCGGGGUUGAAUUCGAACAGCCGAGUAUUAUCGCGGAGGCGCUGGCUCAAGCUGCUGCGCACGAUUCCUUUGAUACCGACUGGUUCUUUCACACCGUGGAGAAGAAGGCGGACCGGCUGGAAGAGAGCACCGAGUCACCGCCCCUCUGGGAGCUGCUGGGCCAUGCCCGCAAAAGUGAUGCCCUCGCACGCGCGGCACAGACGGAGGGAUUCAUUGGCACUAUGAAGAUGAAGAGGUGCGUCUUUGUCGCCCCCGCCGGGGAGGAGAUCACCUCUCUGGCUGCACAGUUCCGUGUCACCGAGCAGACCCUUGAGCUCCGCACAGCCGAGAUGAUCAGUGUUUGUGCCUACCUCGCAGGGGCCUCCCAGCGUGCCGGCCGUGCCCACAAGAUUGACUUCUUCUUCAUGCAUUGCGUGACCAGUGCCCUCCUCGUCAGUGUCCUGGCCCGACAACCGUGGAUUACCACUACCGACAGGAUCCGCUUGGUCGAGUGGAAGGGCCGACUCGACCUGGCCUGGUAUGUGGUGUGUGGCAUGCCGACCCUGGACAUUUCGCCUGUGCAGAGCUACCACGGCAGUCCCAGUGGUGAGAUGACCUGGGCCGAGCUCUUUCAUGCGGUCAAUGAGCAACACGACGACGGACAUGUUGCCAAGUUUGUGCGCGCGUUGAAGCAUGGCCAAGAGGUUUCAGAACCGUUGGUUGGAAUACCAUGGGCCUCCGCGGCCUUCCCCGUGCAAGGGGACAUCUGGCUGAAAAUUGCGCGCAUGGCGUAUGAUACGACCUUGGGCUUGCCAGCGCCAGCUAAGUGGGUUGUGAUGACGGGAAUGGACAAGGCCUGGGCUCAGGUCCCAUCCAUGAAGGAUUGA